AGCAGUCUCAUGACCGGUCAUGGGCCUAGCACGAGUGAGCCGUCAACCGGCUUCCUUGUAUGUUCUCGAUAGACAUGCGUAUGAUUCUCUUCUCGAUGAAAUUUAAUCGCUACAUGUUCAUUUAGAACAAUUUUAUAAAACUUAAAUUAUUAAACUUAAUAAUUAAACUAUGUAUUUUUCACAUUUUUUUAAUAUAGUUUUAUUAAGUUCGAUGCUCUCGGUCAUCUUCAUACCAAAUAUUGGUGGUUCGGAAGAUGGCAAAAAAUCGAAGAGCCCCCGAGCGUUGGAGACACGAAACGCCGGAGGAGACGACGAUGCAGACAGUUUGAACCAAAGAGAUAACCUCGAGGACGAUGAUGAGGAAACGACCAAAGUACCACCGGGAUUUCUGAGUCCGUCAGUGAGGGAAUACUUGGAACUAGGAAGGUCAAUUCCAGGCAAGCCGGGCACGGACUAUCCCGUGCUGGCCGUGGUGCCGUACACGGACUUCUAUUGCGACGACCAGCCGUAUCCGGGAUUCUUCGCGGACGUGGACACCAGGUGUCAGGCGUGGCACUAUUGCGACAUCGACGGCCGGCAAGCGUCGUUCCUGUGCCCGAACGGCACACAGUUCAGCCAGGCCGUGUUCGUGUGCGACUGGUGGUUUAACGUGCGGUGCGACCUCAGUAAGGAGCUGUACCACAUCAACGAACGGCUGUACCGGACCACACCGCGACCGGACAGGCCGCACAGGGUGCUUACCAAGGAGCUGCUCGACCAGAUAUUCCUCUGAUCGACCACUAUACAAUUUAUAUACCUACAUAUCAUAAUUGUGUUAACGCCUAUACAUACACAUAAGUACAGGAUUAACGAUUUAAAAUUUUUAAAUACAACAUAACAAGAUGACUCCGCGGCCGUUCGAUUGAUAAAUACACAUGGUGUAUAUCUGGAAGCUUCUAAAGACAAAUUUAAAUGUAAUUACUGUCUAUAAAAUUGUUAAAUUCUCCAGGUACAUCCCCCUUAUCAUACAGUGACGUCUUCUCUCUCUUCUUCCCCGCGGCCCUCUAUAUUACAUAUUACUUUUUUCAUGUAAAUUGCUAUCAUUUGAUCCGACAACAAAUUUAGCAAUUCUUAGUCGCAAUAUCAAACGGUUUAUAAAUAAACGCAUAACGUUGAAUUUGGUUUUAGCUCCCGCGUAAAUUUUUGUAAUCUAUAUAAGUAUUGAAAAUCAAGUCAACUUUAGAAAGUGACCAUGACGCCUGAGGCUUAUACUGCAACCUGUCAACAAACGUCCACCGCUGCCACUAACAUAUAUAAUAUUUAUAACGCGGACUAGUCGACAAGACCUUUGUACCUACAUAUUUUUAGAAUUCCUCGUGCGCUCGCAGCAAUAUAAUUUUUACAACCUGCGAACGUCACACGACUAAAACCGAAUAAAAUUUAAUUUGCACAUUUAACGCGUAUAAUACGCUAUAUAAUAACGCAUUACACACCGCGGCAAGUGACCUUAUGUAUCGUGACGACAACCGCCCACCAAGCGUACCUCGGUUGACAUCCCGACCGGGGGGUCCACGGCACUCAUAUCGCCAAUAAUAUCCCGACACGAUAUUACAUACCAGUAGGUUCACGAAAUAUUACACCGCGACCGAAUUAAAAUAUGUUUGGCCACCGAAAGUUGUAUACAACUAAAUUAUACAAUAAAUUGGUCGGUAGCAAUUAUAUAGUUAUUAGUUACUAUAUUAUUCGAUUUCGACACUAUAGACACAGCAUAAAGACUCCUAAAAAAAUUACAAUUUGUGCGGUACAUAAUAUAAUAUUAUUAUACGCACGUCAAAGAGAAUAAUCGUUUAAACUCAAGACGGUAUAUACGGACACACCGCACAUUAUAGUGGUGUAUGUAAAUCGGACGUUCGCGCACACCGCGUUUGCAUCACUCGUUGUGUACAACAAGCGUACUUACAUCUAUACGCUAUUGUCUAAAGGUCACAGCUUGUAAAUAUAUUCGUUUUGUUCGCUACAGAAACUACUUGUGUAAAUAUAAUAUUAUCGUCAUAUUUAAAAACUAAUGAUUUCCGAGAUGAUUGCAUUUGAAUCGUUACCAUAUAAAUCUAUAUUCUCAUAUAUACCCAUUUAACAUGUUAGGUAUGUAUAGAUGUUAUACACGUUAUGUUCGCGAUUGUUAUGCGAAUAAAGGUCGAUGACUAUAUUAUAAUUUAUAACCUGUCAUAUAUAUUAAAACUUUUAUUAUCUAAUAGGCAAAUCGCCUUUCUAAGUAGGUGACAUUUUUUUUUCUUUAUAUAACUUGUUUUUUUACGUAAUUUUAUACAUAUACCAUAUUAUAUUUAUUAUUAUUUAAGUACUAAAUUAAUAAUUUAAACGAGAAAUCCACCGAAUACUGUAUUUUAAUACUAACUAUAAAUAUUUUUAUGUUAAUAGAUAGGUAUGUUAUAAUACCCAUUAUAGCAAACAUAAUAUUAUAUAUAUUUAUUUCAUUAUUAGUAAAAUAAUAAAAUAGUUUGAUUUUAUUAUUCAAAACUUACUAAAAAUAUAUUUAAAAAAAAUAUAGCUGAAUAAUUGCUAAAUAAUACAUGAAUUAUAACCGAACAGCUAAAAUAGAUUUGUAUAUGUUUUAGGUCUAUAUUUUGAUUUAUAGUAUUAUAUGCUCAAAUAUCAAUAACAUAAUUUGUAAUUUGUAAUUGCAUAUUUUUUGUUAAAUACGUAAAAUUUAGAAAUAUAACUAUACAUAAAAGUAAAGUAUUAAAUAAUUUUAAUUUUUAAGCACACUAUAUACAUUUUUAGACUAUUUAACAUCAAUAUCGAGGAUAAUUAAAAUACUCUUAAUAAAAAAGAUAAAUGUAGAAAGAUAAUUUUUAAUUUUUAUUAAAAAUAACGAAUAUAUUUAAUUUAUUUUUGAGAAGUAUAUAUGAAGUUAUUUAAGUUUUUUUUUAAAUAUUAUUAAGAUAAACAAAACAUACAGAGUAAUAUGUGUUAUGAGUUUAAAUACUAAAAUUGUUCUAUACAUAUUAUAAUUACGAAGUUCAAUAAGUUAAUUGUAUUUUAAUCGGUAAUAUACAUUUUAUUAUUUCAAAAAGUUUAUUAGUAUAGAUAUGUAUAAUCCAAACAAACAGUUGCUAACAAUUAUUCAGUUUAUUGAAUAAAAAUACUUUCCAUAUUAUUUUAAAUUAACACAUUUUUCGAUUAGUGCAACCUCAACAUAUGUGUAACUAUAGUUUAGGAGUUAAGACAUAUAAUAAUGUAUUUUAACAAUUGAACAAAUAUAUUUUAUUUUUUAGAAAUAGAACGGAAUUUUCAAUGUUUAAAAAUUGUCAAAAAUAAGUAAAAUAUAACAAAAAAUUUGUUUCAUUAGUUAAUUUGUAUUUUUAUGUAUUUUACUUGAUUAAAUGUAAUCGAUUAUCCAUUUUAAAAAUAUUUAUUGUGUAAUACCGUGGAUAAUGUUACCAAAUUAUAAUACAUAUUAUUACAA
Molecule: messenger RNA, 3463 nt
Organism: Rhopalosiphum padi (bird cherry-oat aphid)
Lineage: Eukaryota; Metazoa; Arthropoda; Insecta; Hemiptera; Aphididae
Exons: 3
Coding region: 170-772 (200 amino acids)
Cellular component (GO): extracellular region
Molecular function (GO): chitin binding
Source: RefSeq, a predicted model, not a curated record